AGGGAUCCCGCCUUUGGUGCUGCCCAGUCAGAGAAUUCUUUAAAUACAGUCCAGCAGUGGUCACACAGAACGGACAAACUUAGACUGGAGGAGGGAAGAUGAUGUCCUUGGAUGGACUGCAGAAAAGCAUCAGCAACCCGAUCAUUCCAUAUGUUGGGACAAUACUUGGUGGCCUUGUUCCUGGAGAGCUGAUUGUGAUACAUGGGACUGUUCCUGAUGAUGCAGACAGAUUCCAGGUGGAUUUACAGUGUGGCAGCAGCAUAAAGCCCCGAGCUGAUGUGGCAUUUCAUUUCAACCCCCGCUUCAAAAGGUCUGGCUGUGUUGUUUGCAACACACUGGAGAGGGAAAAAUGGGGCUGGGAAGAGAUCACUUAUGAGAUGCCGUUUCAAAAAGGGAAGUCGUUUGAGAUUGUAAUAAUGAUUUUAAAGGAUAAAUUCCAGGUGACUGUAAACAAGAAGCACUUACUGCUCUACAACCACAGAAUUAGCCUGGAAAGAAUAGAUACUCUUGGGAUAUAUGGCAAAGUGCAUAUCAAAACUAUAGAUUUUGUUUCUAAUGGGGAUGUGCCAGAUGGUUCACAAUUUGGAGUUCCUUACGUUGGGAAACUUGAUACUGCACUUCGCCCGGGAUGCACAGUUGCCAUUAAAGGAGAAGUGAAUAAAAACCCUAAGAGCUUUGCAAUAAAUCUGAAAUCGAGUGACUCAAAGGACAUUGUACUACAUCUGAAUCCCCGAAUGAAAAGUAAAGAUUUUGUAAGGAACUCAUACCUUCAUGACAGCUGGGGAGAAGAAGAAAGGGAAAUUGCUGACUUCCCUUUCAGUCCAGGGAUGUACUUUGAGCUGAUCAUUUUUUGUGAUGCCCACCAGUUCAAAGUUGCUGUUAAUGGAGUUCACACUCUGGAGUACAAGCACCGUUUCAAACAAUUUGAAAAAAUCAACAUAGUGGAAAUCAUAGGAGAUGUUACAUUGUUAGAUGUGAGGAGCUGGUAGUUCUUUUCAGUCAGUACUAAAAUAAUUAAACCUUUUCUAAUGACAGUGCCUCCUUGUCAAGUAAACAGGUGCUGCUGACUCAUGCUGAGCCUGCCUUUACCUAUCUAGGCUUCUCUGUCUGCCUCUCUGAGCUAGG
Molecule: messenger RNA, 1125 nt
Organism: Chaetura pelagica (chimney swift)
Lineage: Eukaryota; Metazoa; Chordata; Aves; Apodiformes; Apodidae
Gene: LGALS8
Product: lectin, galactoside-binding, soluble, 8
Exons: 8
Coding region: 99-989 (296 amino acids)
Molecular function (GO): carbohydrate binding
Source: RefSeq, a predicted model, not a curated record